Molecule: messenger RNA, 1194 nt
Organism: Pararge aegeria (speckled wood butterfly)
Lineage: Eukaryota; Metazoa; Arthropoda; Insecta; Lepidoptera; Nymphalidae
Product: neuroglobin-like
Exons: 3
Coding region: 337-927 (196 amino acids)
Molecular function (GO): oxygen binding; heme binding
Source: RefSeq, a predicted model, not a curated record
AAGAGAAAUCAAUGUAUAUAAUGAAAGAGUGACACAACUAAACCAGUUCAGUGCAACAGUGAAUUUUAAUAAACGAAAUAUAAAUUUAAAGAGUGACCUAACUAAAUUUUGUAUUAAAUCGAUGAUUUUUAAUAAGAAGUGACGAUAUCGACUGAAAUUGUCAAUAUAAUAAUAGUGGAACAACUACAAAGAAAAAUAAUGUCAGUGAAUUAAUAACAGUAGACUUAGUAGUAUAAUAAUAUCAUCUCAAAAAGGUGUUGGUUAAAGAAACCAAAUUCUGAGGUUAAAGUUCGUGUGGUGCAGAAGAUGUCCAUUCAGUGAAAGUGAUAAGCAAGCAUGGGGUGUCAACUGGGAAAGUUGGCCGCUUCGGAGCGCAGGGUCAAUAAUACCCAGGCCGACCUUGGCGAUGGCCCUCCGCCAGCGACAGAUCCGAGGCUGCCCUUGACAGCGAAACAGAAGUACUCGAUGCUGGCCUCCUGGAAGGGCAUCUCGAGGGCCAUGGAAAAGACUGGCAUCUGCAUGUUUAUUAAAUUAUUCGAAGAGAAUCAAGAUCUGCUAAACAUGUUCGAAAAGUUCCGUCAAUACCGGACGAAGGAGGAGCAAAUAAAUUCCAUGGAACUCGCCGAGCACGCGAACAACGUUAUGAACACGCUCGACGAAGGAAUUAAAGGGCUAGAUGAUUUAGACAAUUUCUUUGAAUACAUACACCAAGUCGGUGCUAGCCAUAGACGGAUACCUGGUUUUAAAGUAGAAUAUUUUUGGAAAAUAGAGACGCCAUUCCUCGCGGCUGUCGAGGCGACGCUUGGCGACAGGUACACGCCGAACGUGGAGAAUAUAUACAAAAUCACCAUAAAAUUCAUCUUACAAACGCUCGUAGAUGGCUACGAGAAAUCCGCGAAAGCCGGUGCGAACGCAAACUCUACGUGAGCGGGUUGUUAGAGGAAAAUGAUUUAUAUUUACGAGUAUAUUCGAGAUGCGAUUUGAAUUUCUUGGGGCUUAAGCGCACGGGGGAGAAAAUAUGCGGACGUUUGAAUUCGCAUGCGGUUAAACAUUAUGGUAAUUAUUAUGGUAUUGUAUUUACAUAGGAUAUAAUAAGUCAAUGUUCCAAAGGUUCACACAUAAACAUAUAUAAAAUUCACUAUAAAGCUGUAUAUAUGUUAGUUGACAUAGUUAGAAUAUUUAUUUACAAAUUAA